Messenger RNA from Priapulus caudatus, 1535 nucleotides. Its product is annotated as zinc finger protein 615-like. The transcript is spliced from 3 exons. Gene Ontology annotation, molecular function: RNA polymerase II cis-regulatory region sequence-specific DNA binding; DNA-binding transcription factor activity. Bases 1 to 765 code for a protein of 254 amino acids. The record is from RefSeq and is a predicted model, not a curated record. Gene Ontology annotation, biological process: regulation of transcription by RNA polymerase II. NCBI's taxonomy places the organism in Eukaryota, Metazoa, Priapulida, Priapulimorpha, Priapulimorphida, Priapulidae.
AUGUUUAGGAGCUGCAGUGAUCUCAAGAGACACAUGCGUACACACACUGGGGAAAAGCCAUAUACGACCCUCAGUAGUCUCAAGGUGCACAUGCACACUCACACGGGAGAGAAGCCAUUUGCAUGUGACACUUGUGAAUACAUGUGUAGGCUUUCCACUGAGCUCAAGAAACACAUGCGCACUCACACAGGAGAAAAGCCAUAUGUGACGGCUGGUAGACUUAAGCUACACAUGCGCACUCACACGGGAGAAAAGCCGUAUGUGUGCGAUAUAUGUGAACACAGAUAUACGACCCUCGGUAGUCUCAAGGUGCACAUGCACACUCACACGGGAGAGAAGCCAUUUGCAUGUGACACUUGUGAAUACAUGUGUAGGCUUUCGACUGAUCUCAAGAAACACAUGCGCACUCACUCAGGAGAAAAGCCGUAUGUGUGCGAUAUAUGUGAUAACAGAUAUACUACCCUCGGUAGUCUCAAGGUACACAUGCGCACUCACACGGGAGAAAAGCCGUAUGUGUGCGAUAUAUGUGAUCACAGAUAUGCUACCUUCCGUAUUCUCAAAGUACACAUGCGCACUCACACAGGAGAGAAACCAUUUGCGUGUGAGAGAUGUGAAUAUAAGUGUUCUACGUUCGGUAUGCUUAAGCCACACAUGCGCACUCACACGGGAGAGAGGCCGUAUGCGUGCGACAAGUGUGGAUGCAAGUUUGCUGCCCGCAGUUCACUGACUAGACACCGGCGCACUCACUCAAACCCGAGCGAGUGAUACACGCAUCUAUGCAGGGCGAAUACAGAAACUAGGACUUACAUCAAAUCGUAUAGCAUGACAGUAUCACAUCGUCUAAAACAAUCCUGCUGCCUGCAAAUUUUUUUCGAAAUUGUCAUUUCUUUCUGUACAUCUAUUGCCAUAAAUACAAACGUCACAUAUUGGUAUGUACUUAUAGAUUGUGUGUUUUAUGUGGGCACAUGUGGUGGUGUGGGGGCUGCACGUGUGAGUGCGCGCGCACGUGUGUGCAUGUGUGUGUGUGCGCGCAAAAUCUCUUAACAACCUCGUGAUGAACUGCGAAAGGAUAUCCGAUUACAAUCCUAUUGUCUAUCAGCGGAAAAUCGCUGAGAUAGACUGGAUCCACGUACUCGACGUGCCGGACCGCUGCGCACUCGCAUGUGACGGACAGUUCUGCGCAGAGAACUUCACGCCAGUCUAGAUUCUGCAUGUAUAUGCAGUAACCUUUCCGGUCGCGGGAAGGUGAGAGUAGGACCCUCAGGGGGGAGCACUCCCUACAAAAUAGGGUAGGUAUGUGCCACUUGAGAGAUGGAAUAGGGGGUUCUCCGGUAUUAACUCAGCACAUCAAAAUGCGCGUCUCCGGAACUAGGGUUUGCUGGAAAGCAUGAUGCUCCGGAACUGUACAUGUUUGCGAGAGGGGGUCUACGGAACGUGCGGAAAAAAGUAGGACCUAUGCUCCGGGACGGGAAAUGUGUGAAUAUGGGUUUCUCAUUAGUUCUGUUUUUAAGACUUUUGCUUCUAUAUAUAUACAA